Priapulus caudatus is the source of this 1467-nucleotide messenger RNA. RefSeq names its product monocarboxylate transporter 7-like. Gene Ontology annotation, molecular function: monocarboxylic acid transmembrane transporter activity. Bases 1 to 1347 code for a protein of 448 amino acids. The transcript is spliced from 4 exons. Lineage: Eukaryota; Metazoa; Priapulida; Priapulimorpha; Priapulimorphida; Priapulidae. The record is from RefSeq and is a predicted model, not a curated record. Gene Ontology annotation, biological process: transmembrane transport.
AUGGGUGGAGAUGCAGGCUUAGCUCCGUUUGCCAGCAUACUGUCUAAUAAGUACGGUCACCGGCAAGUGAUCAUUGUGGGAGGUCUUCUAGCUGGCCUGGGUCUCUCUUCGUCAUAUUUCGCCACCACUCUCACCGCCAUGUACAUCAGCUACGGAGUAGCAUUUGGCGCGGAGACUGCGACUAUCCGUCAGCCCAGUCCAGUCUCCAUCCUCGUCGUCUACUUCCGGACAGCGCAUACUCGAUCGGAUCCGUCUCGUUGCAUCUGCGGUACGGGCGUCGGCUCUCUGCUCUUCCCCUACCUCACGGAGUUCCUUCUACAGCAGUACAACAUCGGCGGUACCUUCCUCGUCUCCGGCGCCGUCACCUUGAACAUCGUCGCUGCGGGCGCGCUGAUGCGACCGCUGUCCGCGACGGUGGCGCCGCCGUCGGAGAAGAUUCCUCCGCGGGAGGGCGCUGGCGACGGCGUCGACAACGUCGGCUUCUGCGAUGACGAUGCUGAGACGCUCAGCAGCGGUGUCGUCGUCUGCAUCGAGUCGCACACCGCCCCGCAGUGCAGCGACGGCGCCACCGUCGCAUGCAAAGAUGGCGCCCGUGCGAAGGAUGGCGCCGCUGCGAUUACGUUUCCAUGGCACCUGCUGAAGGACGCCGGCUUCAUUCUGUUUGCGCUCUCGCUGACGCUGUUCAUAUUCGCCUAUCUCAGUAUCUACCAGCUGAUGCCGCUGAUAACCGACAAGCUGGGAGAUGGCAGCUUCAGUGGCGCCACCAUGAUCGCCUUCAUGAGCAUCGCGGAGACGAUCUGCCGCGUGCUGUGGGGCGUCGUCUGGGACCACGGCGUCUUCCGUAAACCCAACGUUCGAAUGAUUGGGAUCGGUAUACUGCUUUUCUUGAGCGGAGGUCUGGUGUUCGCCUGCAUCUUCAUCACAGUGAACGAGCUGCUGGCCGGAUGGACGAUGGUCACGGGUGUGUUGGUGGCCGGAGUUCUCUCCACCUUCAUCCCCAUCACGAUGGACAUUGCCGGACCUACGCAAGUCGGCAACGGUUACUCGAUAGUGAUGGUCGGACAAGGGGCAGUGAUGGCCGUGGGACCGCUGUUUACGGGAUAUCUCGUUGAUACUUCGGGAUCGGUGGAUAGCGCCCUCUACCUACUCGGAGCUUCGUUCAUCCUAGGAGGAAUCUUCGUCGGAGUCAUUCCUCUGGUGCGACGGUGCCGCCACCCUGAGACAGAAAUAUCAAGUACUGAGACGGAUUACAGUGAUGAUAAUCUCCAAGGAAACACGACAAACGUGAAGAUAUUUGCAGAGGUUUCGUACUUAGACAACGAUCGCUUUCUGUCUACAAGAUUGUAAAAUCGUCAUCAUUAACUUCGAUUGUCUCGUUUGUAGUAAGUCUCGUUUGUGUAGUAAUUCAAGUGAAGUACUUUUAAAUGGUAAUUGAAUAGCUACUAUAUGCACAAAGAUUAAACUAUU